GAUUCUGUUAAGGUACCGCAAUACCAUUAUACACAUGUACUAAUCUCGGAAAGUAUUCGCUCUACCGGUACUUAACGUAGAGUUGCUUUACACGAAUGCUACGAACACCCUCGCCACCUUGCCUCUGUAUCAGAAUGUCCUGCAGAGCAUUCUCUCACGAUAAGAACCCCGGAGAUCCGUUUGUUUCUUACGACAUUUCCAGACAAGUACCGCUGGAAAGUCUGCGCUCUCUCAAAUAUGAGACGUUUUUCAUAGAGGGACCAGAUUAUGUGCAACUCUCCCGGAAAAUUGCCCUAGACCUAGGCUUCUUACUCACUGCCGAGAAUUGCAAGGUAGUUUGGGACUUUACCGGUACUGGAAAUCAUACCAUCUUCGAUGAUAGAAGUAAAGUUUUGCCAAGCAAACCGAGAAAAUAUAUGGCUUCUCUCGACUUUCUCAUAGUCGUCGUUUCUGGGACACAUUGCGUUGACAUUGAAGAUCCAAUCUCGGGAUCCUGGAUACGUAUUGAGAGGGCUCCGGGGACGGUUCAGCUAGUACCUGCUGGUUCAUUAGGAUAUUUCGUUCCCUGUGUUCAUAAAUCAAUUGUGUUCGUGAAGGGGGCACAUUCUGAGUAUCAAUUAAUCGACGAAGAUAGCAUAGAGCCUGUCCUGCAUGGUGAUUAUCUGAGACGGAUCAGUGGUUUGUAGAUAAGCUUCGGGAGUAAUAUUGACUCACGAAGCGCGCGACGCCGCCUCGCAUCGACUCGUAUAAGCGUCGACAGCAAGAUGUCACCGCUCAAAUUGUACAUGUUUGCAUCUUGCCCUUUCCCUGAUGGAAUCCUGUGGGUUUUCUUUCCUUUCG
Messenger RNA from Lentinula edodes (shiitake mushroom), 840 nucleotides. RefSeq lists its product as uncharacterized. The record is from RefSeq and is a predicted model, not a curated record. NCBI's taxonomy places the organism in Eukaryota, Fungi, Basidiomycota, Agaricomycetes, Agaricales, Omphalotaceae. The transcript is spliced from 4 exons. The coding region runs from base 96 to 686 and encodes 196 amino acids.